Messenger RNA from Mycetomoellerius zeteki, 2250 nucleotides. RefSeq names its product Ki-ras-induced actin-interacting protein-IP3R-interacting domain olf186-M (gene olf186-M). Lineage: Eukaryota; Metazoa; Arthropoda; Insecta; Hymenoptera; Formicidae. Gene Ontology annotation, molecular function: signaling receptor binding. The record is from RefSeq and is a predicted model, not a curated record.
CCGGGCAUGCACAUGACGUGGCGGGUGUGCGGAGUGUCACGGACGCUGACAAGUGGACGCGCACUCGCGGACCAACUGACCGAGCAGUCUUAAUCGCUCCGCGCCGCAAGCAAAUUGCUCGUCGGGCGCGCAACAUGUGCCUCGAGUUGCUCUGAUUGUACACAGGGAUAUCGCCGUCAAUGCCGUGUGGCUCAUCAGCCUGAUUAAAGGAUAUGGACCCAGAGAAUGUAGGCAAGGAAACUAUUCUAAAAGUGACAGAUUGGUUGCGUGGAAUUUGGGAAAUGAGACGACGUGCCGGCGGACCAGUUCAACAAUGGAUUGACUCCAUACCAUCGACCUCCAAGUCGGACAUUGUCAUUGCGAGCGAGUGUCGAGAACAUAGUCCGAGCUAUGAACAUAAACUGUUAACACCAACCGAGCCUAAGAACAUUCCACUUUCUAAGGACUUACAGUCUCCAAGCAUGACCGUAUCAGCGCCUAUUAAUGUUCCUAAUUCUGCAGCAAUGAAUACAUCGGUAUUACCAAGUUCACUUCCUCAUCAGAGAUUGGCGCGGGAUGCGAGUUUUCAGUCGGACAGCAGUCACUGCAGUAGCGUCGAGAGUUUAUUAGAAUUGCGAAAGGCAGAUCCGGCAGCGAUUCUGUUCGAUCUUGGCUUCGGCGGCCCAUUAAGAGGCAUCGCCGUAGACGAGUUUCUUAAGCAGCAACAGGAGACCACCGAAUCUUUUGAUUCGAUAUCUUUAGGAUAUAGAGGCCUAACGGGAUCGCCAUAUGUAGCCCCAUCGGAAAUUGUGCAAAAAAUUAUGGAACGCUUGCGGGAACAUGACAGCCAUGAAGUGGAUACGAGUUUGUAUAAUUAUGACCAGUACAGUUCAUUACAUCAAAAUGGAAAAUUCUCUGUACUAUCUCCUGAUAACAGGCAGUUCUUGGAACAGCCACGUUCCAAAAGCCCUGAUAUGCACAACAAGCGUAUGAUCAUAGGGCAAAAAUCAUUUACUUUCGGAUGCGACGGAAAUUUAAUUGAAAUAUCUACCGAUGGUACAAAACUUACGUGCGAUUCAGUAAAUGGUCAUAAUAGCUCACUGGAUGCCAAUGAAACUAUAGAAUUAAAGCAAUCGUCUCCAGAAGGAAGUAUGACAUUCGAACACCGAUAUCUUUCAAAGUAUGACAAAAGGCUAGCGAAACAAUUGUCGUUUGAUGAUACUGUCGAAUUUGCUGAAACCAACCAAUUAUCAAAAGAUGAUCGGGGGACCUCGAAUAGUUUAAAUAUUGCUCAAAGUGGCACAAAUAUAGAUGAUAGGGAACAUGAAUAUAAUACAACAAAUACAACUUUUAGAAAACACGAGUUUUCUGAUACUCGAAGGGCUAGCGAUGGUUCGUUUGACGCUAAACUCUUAAAGAAUAAACUAUUUUAUGAAAGGAGAUUUAGUGAUAGCGCAAUGCGUAUUGCUGAACGUCAAAAUAAGGAGCAUACGUUAACGCAAAAGAGGAAAAGUCUCAAAAGACAGUCUAGAGUAUGUGAUACAUCUGCAAUGUAUUAUUGCGAUUUAAGUCCUAUUAGGUCUAGCAUACCGAGUAUAGUAAUAAUAGAACCUAAUGAAGUAGAUAAUGAAGUAUCGAGUGGCGUAACUGAUAGUGCACAAUUAAAUAUACCGAAAUCAUUCGAGCCAGCCGAAGAUAAAACCGAUCUGGAGUUAAAAACGGAGACGGAAUUUUCGUUUAGUAAAUCUGAUUACAUGCCUCCGCCAUCAAAUGUUAGUGAAUCUAUCAACAGAUUAGACCGCUUUCAAACCGCAUCGGAAGAUUCGGCAUCUAGUGAUCAUUCUUGUACGGAAGAUAAUCAAGUUUGUUGUUACAAAGGUAAAGUAUGUAAAGAUUGUAAGCAUGGUAAAAACUGCCCGGAUUGUUGUUGUUAUGCUAACAAACGGAAAUAUCGGAAAAAGAUGGAGAAGAUUAUGCAAGAAAAUAAGAGAUUAGAGGAUAUGCUAGCGAGAAGUAGGAGAGAGGUGGCACACAUUCGUGAUAUGCUAAGCAGUGUGUUAUCAGUCAGGAUGGAACCAGGAUUUUAGACGGAUUACUUAGAGCAAUUGCCAAUUUUGGUAAAAGUAAUACUAUCAUCUUGUGAUAUGGAGGAAGGGGGAGGAAAUCAAAUAUUUUUGAAGUUUACAUUUUUUAACAAAUGCUAUUUCUGAAAUGUACGUACCUAAGAACAUAUCUUUCAUCAUAUUUUUUUAUCUAAAACUAAAGCCGAUA